AUUGCUGCAAGAAAUGAUGAUCUCAUCUGCAAGUAUGGUAGCAUCAUUGCAGAGAGACAUGGGCAAGACAACCUUCACCUGGUGUCACAAGGGAUUCGGCACCUUUCAAGGCUGCUGAUACAGCUCAGAACCAACAACUCUAUGGGGAUUCACCUCAAAGACUUUCUAAAGCCAGAGUAUUUUGACCGCAUUGUGGCUUCAGUUAAGACCCUUUGCAACUUUGAGGAAUCAUCAGCAAAGUCAGUCGGAAUACCAUCCCUUGCACUGAAGUUAGGCCAUGCCAUAAAUAAGUGCAUAGAUAAGAACUUUAUUUUAGCACGAUAAAAAGAUCAGCAUUGCUGGUGGGGUCGUGCAUACUAACAAUUACAAGAAAAAUAAGAAGUACGAUUAAAAACUAAAAACUGUUAAAAAUGUUUGAAAUAGGUCGUGAAAAUGUACAAUUAAAAAUUAAAACUAUUAAAAGUAUUCGUAACCGAUAUCUCUAUUUUUGGUAGUAGCUAAGAUUGGUUCGAAAUGCAUUUUAUCGGUAUCAAAUUUUACGAGACAGCGUUUAAAUUCUUUCAAGGUUUUGGCCCCUGUUUCCUUGUUCGUUAAAGUGUUCCAUGCGAUUGCUCCUCUAAAGCGUAUGGAGUUCCUGAUAAAAUUUGUUUCUGGUCUUGGAAGAAUGAUGUUCUCAUUUCUUCUGCAGCCUGAAUUCCUCUGUAAAAACAAAUUUUUAAAUUCCGUGACGGUGUAACCUUUUAAACAUUUGAAGACAAACUCCGUUAGUCGCAGUUUGUACAUUGUUUCCAAACUAUCCCAUCCAGUUCGCAUUAAGACAUCUUCAGCGCUUGUGUCCCAUGGCAGCCCAUUUACAAUCCGUCCAGCCCUUGCAUGGAGUUUCUCCAAGUUUUUAGGUGUGUCUUGUUGCACGAUCCCCACACUGUCAGACCGUAUGUAACUGAUGGCAGUAUCACUUUUGUGUAGAAAUCUUCUAAUUGCUUCUGAGGGAGGAAUCGCAUGCGUCGGAGUAGACUUAACUUGGAUGCGAAGGACUUCGCUACAUUUGCAGCAUGAUCUGACCACGACAACUUGUUAUCAACUUGUACUCCGAGGAGUCUUUCUGAGGUUGUCCACUUUAUGAUGUUGUUGCCAAGGCGCAGAGCUUGGAUAGGGCCAGUAAAUGUUGAUUUGCGCUGCAUGAUCAUUGCUUUGCAUUUCUCUGGGUGUGGUACCAUCGAAUUUCUGUCGCACCAUUCCUGGAGUUCAGCUAGAACAUUGUUUAAUGAGUUUGUUAGCAAAUCCAUCGUUUCUGCAAUACAGUAUAUUGGCCCCGUCACGAUCAGUCAGAAGGAAAUCGAGGAAAAGAUCUGUAAGUUAAAAGUGAAGAAAGCCACGGGGCCAGAUGGCAUCACCAUCCAAAGAGGUAAGGCUUUGAGAGAAAAAGACCAGGUGCUGCUACAAGACAUGGACAAUCUUGAAAAGCUUAUGGGAUCUGAAUGGAGUGAUACAAUUUCAUAUCACUCACUAGGAACACUCUACAAGAGGAAAUUUAACAAGCCAGAUCUGCUUCCAGUUACAGAAGACUUGGAGGUGUUGAGAAAGCAUCUCCUUCAAAAGAUUGUCACUUGUACAGAGACCUUAAAAGCUGCACGAACAAUACAGAAUUGGAGUGAGUUAGCUAAAACAACCCUUUAUCGGGUGAUAACAUUCAAUAAACGACGAGGCGGUGAAGUUUCAAAGAUGCUGUUGAGUUUAUUAUUUUGUAGAAAGGCCAGACUGGAAGAAAACAGCAACAAAAGGAAUCGAAGAUUGUCAGCUUUGAUUUUGAAAGUACAGUGUGUUUGUUGCCACAGUUUCCCAAGUUAUAGAUUAAUUGGCUAGUAAGACACAUAAGACAUGAUAUUAUGCUAGUGCACAGAGAACAAUUUGUAAACUCCAUGAAAUGACCCUGGAGAUGGCAAAAGUAUGAAAAAUUUUGAGAAUUAGUGGAUUGGGGUGAAAACUCUGAAGCCACUGUUUAAGGACAAAAGCUAAUUGUAAAUUCUCUAGGUAUGAUGACUACAUUGGAAGGAUAACAAAAGAAAGGCACUUUAUCUACCAGUCCCAAAAAAAUAUUUUCACCGUUGAACUACUCAUAUAUUAAGUAAUUAUAUAAGUAACCUUUUUUCUGAUUUAAAAACUAAUUUCGCUCAGGAAAAAUCAUCACACCGACUAAACGUUUUCUCCAGUUUGCAUAUAUUAUUUGUUUAAGUGUUCUGUUAUAGUAAGACUUUUUCCUUGAGCAAAACAUUUUUUUUUUGCACAACUUAAAGACAACCCUCACAAAUACAUGCUGAAUUCACAGCUAGCAUUGAUGCCUGCACUUAUUUAAUACCACAAAAAAUGUAAAAAUAAACCUCCACCUUAAUAGUCCCAAGGGAUUUGGCAGCUUACAACAAACAAAUCCAUGUCACUUUUCAACUACACUACAUUCAUUAUUAUGCCUGGCAUAGGAGGUUAACUCUACAAUGUUAAACCUACAAUCGCCAAGGCAAACAUUGAUCAAACAACAAGUAGAAAAUAUGCCUGGCAAAAGAGGUUAACAUUACAAGUUAUUUCUCGAAAGCCAUUCGGUGAACAGAAAGCAUUAAUUAUUAGAAAACAAUACUACACAUAACAGGGAAAGAAAACUACAAAAACUGGGUUUAUGACAAAAAAGAUUCCUGUUUUAACUGUCCCAAGCUGUAUCCUAAGAUAGGACAUCAAGCACAAAGUCAGUGCCUAAAAGUGGCCCUAGCAAAAAUGAAAUCCGAUGAGGUGACAAUUAUUGCUGCAAGAAAUGAUGAUCUCAUCUGCAAGUAUGGUAGCAUCAUUGCAGAGAGACAUGGGCAAGACAACCUUCAACUGGUGUCACAAGGGAUUCGACAGCUUUCAAGGCUGCUGAUACAGCUCAGAACCAACAACUCCAUGGGGAUUCACCUCAAAGACUUUCUAAAGCCAGAGUAUUUUGACCACAUUGUGGCUUCAGUUAAGACUCUUUGCAACUUUGAGGAAUCAUCAGCAAAGUCAGUCGGAAUACCAUCCCUUGCACUGAAGUUAGGCCAUGCCAUAAAUAAGUGCAUCACCAUCCAAAGAGGUAAGGCUUUGAGAGAAAAAGACCAGGUGCUGCUACCAGACAUGGACAAUCUCGAAAAGCUUAGGGAUCUUAAUGGAAUGAUAGCAUUUGGAAUGAUACCACUUGUACAGAGACCUUAAAAGCUGAGUUAGCUGAAACAACCCUUUGUCGGGUGAUAACAUUCAAUAAACGACGAGGCGGUGAAGUUUCAAAGAUGCUGUUGAGUUCAUUUGUAGAAAGGCCAGACUGGAAGAAAACAGCAGCAAAAGGACUGGGAAUUGAAGAUUCUCUAGAGCCAAUUGAGAACGAACUGUAU
Messenger RNA from Porites lobata, 3392 nucleotides. The record is from the annotation of a GenBank genome assembly. NCBI's taxonomy places the organism in Eukaryota, Metazoa, Cnidaria, Anthozoa, Scleractinia, Poritidae.